Messenger RNA from Drosophila eugracilis, 2040 nucleotides. RefSeq names its product endothelin-converting enzyme 2. Gene Ontology annotation, biological process: protein processing. Bases 114 to 2018 code for a protein of 634 amino acids. The transcript has a single exon. Gene Ontology annotation, molecular function: metalloendopeptidase activity. The record is from RefSeq and is a predicted model, not a curated record. NCBI's taxonomy places the organism in Eukaryota, Metazoa, Arthropoda, Insecta, Diptera, Drosophilidae. Gene Ontology annotation, cellular component: plasma membrane.
GUGUUGUAUUGAUUGAGUUAUCAGUUCCAGUACCAAAGCUUUAUAGGCAGAACAAAGGUGUCCAAGCUCAGCCGAGCUUAAUUAUUUUUUUCAGUACGAGUCAAACAAGCAACAUGCAGAGUUUACUUCUGCUGUGCUCCUGCUUAACUGCAUCAUUAAUCUUAAUCGAAGCGGAAGUAGAUAUCAACAUUGCUACGGCAAACCAGAUUCACAAGAAUCUCAAUAGAACAGUUUCACCCUGUACAGAUUUUUGGAAUUUUGCCUGCGGAGGUUUUGUAAAUAACUCGAAAUAUGUUGACAACUUUGAGUGGGUUGAGGAUCAGUUUGCUAGUGCCAUGGUGGAGUUCAUGGAGAGCAAUUUGGGUGAAGACGACAGCCGGACUCCGAGACUGAUUCAAAAAAUGCGAUCGUAUUACAAAGCCUGUAAGGAGGAUAAACAGAACGUUAAGACAAGCGAUCCUUUAGAUGAACUCACAGAUUGGUUGCCGGGCUUUAGCAAAUUCCUCGAGCACGGCUUGAACGGAGUAUUCUUCGAUGAGCGCGUUGAUGUGGCUGCAAAUGAUUCCACACGUCUGGUUAUUCAGAUAAAGAUGCCGGAGUUAAGUGCCAGUUAUAGUGCCCAACGUGCAGAGAGACUUUUACGUUUAUAUAAACUAGAGGAUGAGGAUGUGGUCAGAAGAUUGAUAAGGAACUUGCAGGAACUGCAGGAUAAAUAUCGUGUCGAGAAUCCUGUUGUAUUUACAUUCAAUUACAGUGAAAUUAAAAAGCAAAUUCCCUUAAUUGAAUGGAAUUCCAUUUGCAGUCAACUACUGGGUGAAAAUCAUACUUCGGAGGAGUUGGAUCAACUUCUUUUCGAGGUCAGUGAUAUGGAAUACCUACAAGAAAUUUCGCAGUUCUUAGCGAAUUUAGACAGUCGCCACAUAAACAUGUAUCUCCGAACACGCCUCUUUGUUUUCAUUGAAGAGUCGAAACCUAGAGAACGUAAUCCAAAGUCGUGCAUUCAUCACAUGCGUGCUAUUCUACCGCUGGGCAUUAAUUAUAUCUACGAUCGUUUUGUUUACCAAAAUCGAGACCAGGAUACCCGUGAUGUAGACAAGAUUUUAACCCACUUAAAGAAGACCUUUGACAUAUACCUGAGUGCCAAUCGCCUGAAGCUUACAGCACAUCAAUUAACUUAUGUCAGAGCCAAAUUGAAAGGCAUUCAGCUGAAGGUGGGAAAUUUACCUGAGGAAAAAUCUGACGAAUUCUAUGAUAACCACUAUGAAAGUGCCAAUUUUAGCGACUCAAGUUUCCUGGCCAAUCUUUUUCAAGCCUUGGCUCUACGAACCCGACAACAGCAUGCGGGCCUCCUAAAUCCGGAAUCCAAACUGGAUCUGAAACGCUACUAUGUCAACGAUAAUGUUGUGAAGGCCCGAACUUCUCCUUUUUAUGAAAACGAAAGGAACACCAUCACUGUACCAAUGGAAUUUUUGCAAUGGCCUUUGUUCGAUCAUCGGCAGCACUCAAUCUUCCGACAGAGUCUUUUGGGAGCAGUUCUUGGACACGAGAUGAACCACGCCUUCGAGCAGGAAGGCAUCCUCUUCGAUGCCGCCGGAAAUGAAUCACUUGUUGGUUUAGAGAUCAGGGAAUCGCUAGCCUUUCGUAAUGCCCUCAAAUGUGCAGAGGGCAAACCUUUUGUUUCCUUAAAGGAACGCCUGGCUGAUAUUAAUGGUCUUCAACUGGCCUACGACUCCUUCUUUGGUUUGGAUCAUGAUUCCCGGCUAUUCGAAUACCGUCCGUAUGCCUUUGAAUCGGAGUUCACAGCCCCGCAAUUGUUCCACCUGAGCUAUGCCCAGUUCUUCUGCGGAUCCCUGCCUCCGGUGAUCGCCCAUGAUCGCGAUGAUGAGCGUGUGAACGUAAGCGUUGGCAAUUUGCGUCAAUUUGCAUACGACUUCAAGUGCGAGACGAGCGACUCGUCCAUCUGCGAGAUGUGGCGUUCACGGGAGGAGACUGUUUCCACUUCAAAUGGGCAUCCAUAACAAUAAAAUGUAAUACAAAAUA